GUUGCGCAGUCGGGCAUCCAUGGGUGGGGCCUCUUUGCGCGCAAGGCGAUGAAGGCGGACAGCAUGGUGAUCGAGUACCGGGGGGACGUGCUGCGGCGCACGGCGGCCGACGCGCGCGAGAAGCGGUACCAGGCGGCCGGCAAGGACUGCUACCUCUUCACCGUGCAGGACGACUUUGUAAUCGACGCCACCAUGCGCGGCGGCAUCGGCCGAUUCACGAACCACUGCUGCUCGCCCAGCAUGUACACCAAGGUGCUGGAGAUUGAGGGGACGCCGCGGCUGGUCUUCUUCGCGCGCUUCGACCUCGUUCCCGGCCAGGAGCUGACCUAUGACUACCGCUUCAAGGAGGAAGACGGCGACAACAAACUGCCCUGCGGCUGCGGCGCACCCAACUGCCGCGGCACCCUCAACUGA
Messenger RNA from Coccomyxa subellipsoidea C-169, 414 nucleotides. Its product is annotated as Mll1 protein. Gene Ontology annotation, molecular function: histone H3K4 methyltransferase activity; protein binding. NCBI's taxonomy places the organism in Eukaryota, Viridiplantae, Chlorophyta, Trebouxiophyceae, Coccomyxaceae. The transcript is spliced from 2 exons. The record is from RefSeq and is a predicted model, not a curated record. The annotation marks the transcript as partial. Gene Ontology annotation, cellular component: Set1C/COMPASS complex.